UCAAUCGCGGCGUCGCUAUCAGACCCCGAGAGCCCUGCACGUCGGGCGGCACGGCUAGGCUCGGAACGGCACGGCUCGGUACGGCCCGGGGCGCCGCCGCCGCCGCCACCCCGCCCCGUGGAUGCCCGCCCGGGGAGCCGGGGCAGCGCGCCCCUGAGCCGCGGCCAUGGAGGAGCUGACGGCGUUUGUCUCCAAGUCGUUUGAUCCCAAAGCGAAGGAGAAGAAGGAGCUCAUCACCUACCGCGAGGUGCUGGAAAGCGGGCCCCUGCGCGGCGGAGGACCGCGGGAGACCGGCGGAACCGCGGCGGAACCGGGCCGCGACGAAGCGGGCAGCCCCGCGGUGCGGGCGGGCGGCGGGCGGUCCCCGCCGCGGGAGCCCGACGCCGCCGCCGCCGCCGAGAGAGCCGCCGAGGCGGCCACCCCCAAGCUCAGCGACGUCUCCCCAGAGCUGAAGGACCGCAAGGAGGAUGCGAAAGCAAUGGAAGACGAAGGGCAGACGAAAAUCAAGCAGAGGAGGAGCCGGACGAAUUUCACCCUGGAGCAGCUGAACGAGCUGGAAAGGCUUUUCGACGAGACCCACUACCCGGACGCCUUCAUGCGGGAGGAGCUGAGCCAGAGGCUGGGGCUGUCCGAGGCCAGGGUGCAGGUCUGGUUCCAGAACCGAAGAGCCAAAUGCCGAAAGCAAGAAAACCAACUCCACAAAGGGGUGCUGAUCGGCGCCGCCAGCCAGUUCGAAGCUUGCCGGGUGGCCCCGUACGUGAACGUGGGCGCGCUGCGGAUGCCCUUCCAGCAGGCAAGUCGCUGCCACGCGCCGCCCUUCUCCCGGCAGGUUCAGGCGCAGCUGCAGCUGGACAGCGCCGUGGCCCACGCGCAUCACCACCUCCACCCGCACCUGGCCCACGCACCCUACAUGAUGUUCCCCGCACCCCCCUUCGGGCUACCGCUGGCCACCCUGGCCGAGUCCGCCUCCGCCGCCUCCGUGGUGGCCGCCGCCGCCGCCGCCAAGACCACCAGCAAGAACUCCAGCAUCGCCGACCUCCGCCUGAAGGCCAAGAAACACGCCGCCGCCCUGGGGCUGUGACCGGGCGCGCCCGCGGUUUGGUUGGGGUUGGGGGGGUUUUGGUUUUUUUG
Gymnogyps californianus (California condor) is the source of this 1131-nucleotide messenger RNA. RefSeq names its product short stature homeobox 2 (gene SHOX2). Gene Ontology annotation, cellular component: nucleus. The transcript is spliced from 5 exons. The coding region runs from base 167 to 1081 and encodes 304 amino acids. Gene Ontology annotation, molecular function: sequence-specific double-stranded DNA binding; DNA-binding transcription factor activity, RNA polymerase II-specific. Gene Ontology annotation, biological process: regulation of transcription by RNA polymerase II. The record is from RefSeq and is a predicted model, not a curated record. NCBI's taxonomy places the organism in Eukaryota, Metazoa, Chordata, Aves, Accipitriformes, Cathartidae.